Molecule: messenger RNA, 8938 nt
Organism: Parus major (Great Tit)
Lineage: Eukaryota; Metazoa; Chordata; Aves; Passeriformes; Paridae
Gene: NFAT5
Product: nuclear factor of activated T cells 5
Exons: 12
Coding region: 1194-4895 (1233 amino acids)
Biological process (GO): calcineurin-NFAT signaling cascade; cytokine production; regulation of transcription by RNA polymerase II
Cellular component (GO): transcription regulator complex
Molecular function (GO): RNA polymerase II cis-regulatory region sequence-specific DNA binding; DNA-binding transcription factor activity, RNA polymerase II-specific; transcription factor binding
Source: RefSeq, a predicted model, not a curated record
UUAAAGAAAGAAAAACAUACUAUCUCCAUAUGUAAACCCAAACUAAUAAAAGGAUCCCCGUGCCCCGACAGAUGAUCUGCUUAAGUUCUCACACAAACCCUUCCCUUCUGUGCUGUCCCUGUCAUGUCCUAGCCCAGGAUAAGUUCUUCCUGCCCCCAGAAAUUGUGGCUACUCCAUCCCUGGAAGUGCCCAAGGCCAGGCUGGAUGGGAGCUACCUGGGCUAGUGGAAGGUGUCCCUGCCCGUGGCAGGAGGUGGAACCGGAUCUCUUGAAGAUCCCUUUCAACACAAACCACUCCAUGAUUCUAGGAUAAGUUCUCAUUAGACUUUAUCUAGAAGAUAAAGCUAAACUUUUCUGCAGCAAUUAAAUGCAGCACUGAUGAGCUCAUCUGUUCUUUAAGGGAAAUUCCCAAAGGGCCACACAAUUCCAUUUAUAAAAUGACAAUGAAAAUGUAUUUAAAAAGAAAGGCAGAGUGGAGUUGGUGCACCCUGAAUGUUUUUUUGCAGGAUUUUAUGUGAGGAUUUCAGUCUGUACACUUCACCUGCUGCUCUCUUUGUCAAAUGGAGAUAGGGAUGGGGAGUAGAGGCUAACAGUUAAUGUCUCAUUAAGAUUUCUCAUCAUUUAAAUUAUCGCUUGCUUUACUUGUUUUAUGAAAUGUUAAGACAAUACGGUGAACCAGUUUUUGGUUUUUCCUUGUGAAUUCACUUCUGUAUUUGAUUUUUUCAGAAAUAAAUCUCUAAUGCUGUUUCUCUCUGUGCUUCUGGGUCGUGUGCGUGUGUCUGCGUGGGCACGCCUGGGUGGUGGCCCCUCAUCUCCCACUCCACACUGUUCACUAAAUGCAUUCCAGUAGCUGCUUAAAGAGGACAAUUCCAUCAGUUUGCAAGAGUGUGUUGAUACAUUUCUUUUUCUAUUUUAUUUUUUAACUCGUUGCUUCUUUAGUACUUUUAAAGUGGUCAAAUGAAUAGAUUUGGCUCUUUUAUUUUGGGCUUUUUUGGGGGCAGGAGUGCAUUUUGGUUUCACUUUUAUGUCUGUGCUUGCAGUACGUUCUGACGUUCAUCACAGCAACGAUGAAUAUUAAAAUUUGACUGAUGGCAAAGAUGAUGAACUUCUCAUAUCCCAAAGGGAAAGAGCCUGGAGUCUGUAUUCCCAGGAGCAUCAGAGAACCAGAAGGGAGCUGGAGGGAAGAAGACCCCAAUGUUGUGUGGUCAGUACCCGACUAAGAGCGAGGGGAAGGAGCUGAAGAUCAUGGUGCAGCCAGAGACCCAGCACAGGGCUCGGUACCUGACCGAGGGCAGCCGGGGCUCCGUCAAGGACCGGACGCAGCAGGGCUUUCCCACUGUCAAGCUGGAAGGCCACAACGAGCCCGUGGUGCUGCAGGUGUUCGUGGGGAACGACUCGGGGCGAGUGAAGCCCCACGGAUUCUACCAGGCGUGCAGGGUGACGGGCAGGAACACCACGCCCUGCAAGGAGGUGGACAUCGAGGGCACCACUGUCAUCGAGGUGGGGCUGGACCCGAGCAACAACAUGACACUGGCGGUUGAUUGUGUGGGAAUCCUGAAGCUGAGGAAUGCUGAUGUGGAAGCCAGGAUAGGGAUUGCUGGCUCCAAGAAGAAAAGCACCCGCGCUCGACUCGUCUUUCGCGUCAACAUCACGCGCAAGGACGGCUCCACCCUGACCCUGCAGACGCCUUCUUCCCCAAUUCUGUGCACUCAGCCAGCGGGAGUCCCAGAGAUCCUAAAGAAAAGUCUCCACAGCUGUUCAGUGAAGGGUGAAGAGGAAGUUUUUCUGAUUGGCAAGAACUUCCUAAAGGGAACAAAAGUGAUUUUCCAAGAGAAUGUUUCGGAUGAGAAUUCUUGGAAAGCAGAAGCUGAAAUUGACAUGGAAUUAUUUCAUCAGAAUCACCUUAUUGUGAAGGUGCCACCAUAUCACGACCAGCAAAUCACCUCAGCAGUGUCUGUGGGAAUAUACGUGGUGACCAACGCUGGGAGAUCGCACGACGUGCAGCCCUUCACCUACACUCCAGAGCCUGGUGUGUCUGGGACUCUGAAUGUUAAUGUGAAGAAGGAAAUCUCCAGCCCAGCCCAACAUUGUUCUUUUGAAGAGGCUAUAAAAGCAGUGAAGGCCACGGGCUGUAACCUGGAGAAGGUGAACAUUCUUCCUAGUGCCUUGAUAACUCCACUCAUGCCAAGCAGUAUGAUCAAGAACGAAGAUGUGGCUCCAAUGGAAGCUUCAAACGUGGUCGGACCAACUCAGCAAACAUUGGAAAACAGCAUGUCUGGCAUAUCAACUUCUGCUUCCCAUUUACCUUCUGAAAGUGAAAACCAGCAGCAAAUCCAGCCCAAGGUGUACACCCCAGAGACCCUGAGCACCAUCCAAACGCAGGACAUUUCCCAGCCCGGCAGCUUCUCUGCAGUGUCCACCCCGGGCCAGCUGCAGAACAGCGAUGCCCUGCUGCAGCAGGCGGCGCAGUUCCAGCCGCGGGAUUCGCAGCCCAGGGAGGUGCUGCAGUCGGACGGCACGGUGGUGACUCUGUCCCAGCUGACCGAUGCCUCGCAGCAGCAGCAGCCGACGCUCUCGGAGCCGGCACAAGCCCUGCAGCAGCAGAUUUCCUCCAGCAUCUUCUCGUCGGCCAGCGGCGUGAGUCAGCUCCAGAACACCAUCCAGCAGCUCCAGGCUGGGAACUUCCCCACCAACACCGCCACGGGCAGCAGCAGGAACGUCGACUUGGUGCAGCAGGUUCUGGAGGCUCAGCAGCAGUUAUCUUCCGUUCUGUUUUCGGGCUCAGACAGCAGCGAGGAUGUCCAAGAUCAGCUGAACGCAGAUAUCUUUCAGCAGGUCAGCCAGAUACAGAACAGCGUAAAUCCAGGGAUGUUUUCCUCCUCAGACACAGCUGUCCAUUCCAGACCGGAGAACCUUUUGCCUGGACGAGCUGAGAACGUUCACUCCCAGCCCGAAGGUGCCCUGUCCAACCAGCAGCAGCAGCAGCAGCAGCAGCAGCAGGCCAUGGAGACGUCGGCCAUGGUGAUGGGGAUGCAGCAGAACAUGUGCCAGGCGGCCACGCAGAUGCAGUCGGAUCUGUUCUCCUCCACCACGGCGGGGAACGGAGCCCUGCAGCAGUCCCCGGUGUACCAGCAGGCGUCUCACAUGAUGGGUGGGUUAUCCUCCAGUGAAGACAUGCAGAUGCAGUGUGAGCUGUUCUCCUCGUCCCCGGGGGUGUCCGGCGGCGAGGCGCCCGCCCCCGCGCAGCAGCCGGUCUCCAACAACGGCCCUGCCAUGUUCCAGCCGACGAGCUCUGCAGAGGGAGAGGAGGCCUCGGGGCAGAGCAAACAGAUGCAGAGCUCUGUGUUUCAGACCAUGGUUCAGAUGCAGCACAGUGGGGAAAGUCAGUCCCAGGUUAAUCUCUUCUCAUCUACCAAGACCAUGAUGAGUGUCCAGGCCAGUGGGACUCAGCAGCAGGGCGGGGGUCUGUUCCAGCAAGGUGGAGAAAUGAUGUCAAUUCAGUCGGGAAGCUUCAUCCAACAGUCUCCACACUCACAAGCUCAGCUUUUCCACUCUCAGAACCCUAUUGGUGACACUCAGAAUAUAUCCCAGGAAACACAAGGAUCCCUUUUUCAUAGCUCAAAUUCCAUUGUCCACAACCAGACCAACACUAAUUCCUCUGACCAACUGCAGCCCCCGAUGUUCCACUCACAGAAUGCCAUGGGUGUCUUGCAGAGCUCCUCGGUGCCUCAAGACCAGCAGUCUGCCAACAUGUUCCUUUCCCAGAGUUCCAUGAGCAACCCUGCCACUCAGGAAGAGCAGAUGUCAUUCUUUACGAGCCCAAAUCCCAUUUCUCCUCUUCAGACAGCAACAAACACCGAACAGCAGGCUUCUUUCCAGCAGCAGACACAGAUCUCUCAUAUCCAGAGCUCCAUGCUUCCCCAGGAGCAGCCCCAGACUCAGCCUGCUCAGCAGGGUUUGUUUCAGUCCCAAGUGUCAUUGGGCUCCAUCCAGUCCAGCUCCAUCCCUCAGAACCAGCAAGGAGCCAUCUUCCAGCCUCAGCACUCGAUUGUUGCUAUCCAGAGCAGCCCUCCAUCUCAGGAGCAGCAGCAGCAGCAGCAGCAGAACAUGAUGUUCAGCAAUCAAAAUGCCAUGAGUACAAUGGCCUCCCAAAAGCAGAACAUGAUUUUCAAUCCAAACCAAAACCCGGUUACCAAUCAGGAGCAACAAGGCCAGUCCAUUUUCCAUCCUCAGUCCAACAUGGCCUCGAUGAAUCAGGAGCAGCAGCCCAUGCAAUUCCAGAGUCAGACCACAGUGUCUCCUCUCCAGAAUCCUGGAACCAACCAGGCCGAAGCACAGCAGCCAACCAUCUUCCAUAACUCGCCCCAGAUCCAGCUGGUCCAAGGGUCCCCGAGUUCUCAAGAGCAACAAGUCACCCUCUUCAUCUCCUCAGCUUCCAUGUCUGCCCUGCAGAACAGCAUGAGCCAGCCGGAGCUGCAGCAGUCCCCCAUGUACUCCUCCCAGAACAGCAUGGCAGGAAUGCCAGGAACUGCUUCUCCUCCCCAGCAGCAGGCUCCUUUGUUCCACAACACGGCGGGAGGUGCCAUCAACCAGCUGCAGAAUUCCCCAGCCUCAUCCCAGCAGACAUCAGGAAUAUUCCUGUUUGGCAUCCAGAACAACUGUGGCCAGCUGCUGCCCCCUGGGCCGGCGGCGCUGCCGGAGGAGCUGAUGGCCAUGGGCCAGCCCGGGCAGCCCCAGGGCGAGGCGCAGCCCGCGGUGCCCGCGCUCCUGUCCCAGCAGCUCCCCGAGACCCCGCCGCUGCCCUCGGCCAUGGCCACCAACCAGAACAUGGAGAAGAUAGAUGAUCUGCUCGUGUCCCUGCAGAACCAGGGGAACAACAUGGCUGGCUCAUUUUGAUUAGGCAAGUGAAAUCCCGUGAAGACAAAAAAAGCGACGAUUUCCCAGAUCCUGUCAGACCUUCCAACUCUGGAUUAGGCUGCGUGGAACCAAUUGCUUCUGUGGAAAAGUGGCCUCUUUAAAGAGCACACGCGUGGCCAGUGGCAGACCUGAGGCCAUGACCAUGGAAUUUGAGCUCCACAGUGCCAAUAAUGCUGAGGAGUUAUGCUUUGUGUUACUGGGGCGUGGGGUUGGGCUGUUACCAGGUUCAUAAACCUCAUUACAGUGGGGGCUCUUGGAAUUUAAAGCAUAUCUGGUCAGUUAUUAUUGUUGUUGGAAGGUAAUCCAUGUUACCACGUUUACUUUUUCCCUCCUAUUCCUUCUUCACAUCCCUUUUUUCCCUCAGGAAGCUCGUGCAGCAGAAACAGCAGCUGCCUCUGCCCCGAGCCGUGACUCAGCUGUCAGUAAGUGAAGGGAUCUCUCGAUUGACACGGAGUGGGAGAGCCAAACCCUCCCUUUAUCAGCUGGAAGUAUUGAUAACUGUAAUAACCAAGCAGAGAAUUGCUGCUGUAAAUAACCAGUUCCCAUCUGAGAAUGGGACUAACGGUUUUCCACAUCCCUUACAUGGAGCUGUACAUAGAGCAAGGGUUUGGUGGCUCUACAAAAUGAAGAAAUGAAGGGGGAACUUCCAAUUGAUCUUAAAAUCUUCUCCAAAACACCUUCAGCUUGAAAAGAGCAUUCUGUGUGGCUGAGAAAGGGACUCCUCUGUGUCUCUUGUUCUGACUGAUGGGUUAGAGCUCUGUAAAGCCUCAUGAGCUGUUCCCAAACCAGCCUUCUCCCUUUCAUUCUUUCCAUGGUUUUCUUUCUCUCCCUCAGUUUUGUAUUGUGUUUUUAAAAAAUGACAUAAAUAUCCUACUGGCUUUAAAGCUAAAGAAACAGCUUUUAGGAAUCCUUGGCAGUAAAUUGCUUAGUCAGUAGAAGCUUUGACAAAUAAUCAAGGAGUAAGGAGAGAGGAAGCAAUUUCUCCACCACCUUCUUAUCGCAGGAAUCCCCCUUAACCCGCCACCUCCAGCUGUGACUGAUGGAAAUCUUCAGCUUGGCUUUACUCCAAGUAGGGGGCAAAUUGCAUCAUUUUUGAGCCUUCUUAAAACAUCACUUCAUCCUGAGCUGUUGCAUCUCUGUGGCACAUGGAGCUCAUCGCAGUUCUGAAGUGAUUUUUCCUUUUUCUACCACCGAGCCCCGAGUCUGGUUUCUAGAUUGUCGUGUUUCAUUAAGGAAUAAAUCAUGGACUGAUGUUACCGAAUGUAAAAACAACCCACUCCAGACCAUGCAGGUGUAUUGUGAGGCAUGUGGAUUUUUUUGGGUGCUUCAACUCUCCGGACAGCGUGUGAUCUCUCCCUACAGCCUCGCUCAGAUCCGUGUUCCUCCCGCUCCCGCGGCGCCCGUUCCGCCGCGCUAGAGUCUAGCUGGCAUCACGUCAUUUUUCAUUUUUGUUAUUUGAAAUAACAAAAGAACAGUCUGUAAAUGGGUUUUUUUUUUAAGUUCCUCCAGUCUGUUUACUGUGUGUUUUCCCCUUAACUCGUGUGCGUAGUUGAGCCGUGUAGAGUUUUUUGUUGGUUUUCCUGGAUUUCCCCCGUUUGUUGGUCUGUCACGACGUUCACUUUCUCUUUCUGUCUCUCUCUUUCUCUCUCUCAUUGAGAGGCAUUGAAUUACGUUUUCAGUAGUAAGGCUUCUUGCCGAUAUGAAGGGAACUUUUCAGAAAGAGACCUGCUCUGGGUCAUUUAAUUUUGAAUACAGUUUUCAAUCGUUCAAGUUUUGGAUGGUUUAUAUCUAAUGUGUGUUUCAUUUUUUUGGAAAGCUAUAUUUUGUAUUUAGGAAAUGGUAUAACUAUUUUGCUAUUUGUACUGAGUGAGUACAUUGGCAUAAAUAUAAAAAAUUUAUAUAUAUACAUAUAUAUAAAAUAUUCUUUUUGCCACACAUUUUUGUGGUAAAUUUGUGAGUUUGUCUGAUGUUCUACCACAACGUGGCGUCUGAUAACAGUGGGGUGGGGUGGGGUUUGUUAUGUCUUUAUUGAGUAUUUAAGUACUUUUUGCAACAUAAAUAACGUGUUCAUCUCUCGCCAUUCCAUCAGGCAGUGUUGGUCCAGCUGGCCACGAGAAGCUUCGCUCUGUGUUUGGUGUGUCCCUCACUCACAGCCUAGCCAGGAAACCCACAGGCAUUUAGGAUUAUAUAAAAUAUGAAAUAUUGGGGUUUCCCUCAGAAUGAGCCAUUCAGCUUUUCUCUACUCUCAUUGCCUAUUUAAUAUUUUAUUAUUAGCGCCUCUGUGUUUUAACUCCUAAUUUAUGAUUAUGCGCAAAUGUUGGAAAUUUUAAUCAGGACAGAAAGAAUUCCCUGCUGCAUCAUGUCCAGAGCUGCUUUAACCCCGACCCAGACUUUUUCUUUCUGUAUUUUACUUCUUUUCCCCCCUGCUAAGACAAAACAUUACCGACAUCUUGUAAUGGUUCACGACACGAAAGCAGCGGCGCCCAGCAGUGCCCAGGUGCUGUGUGGGGUGCUCAGCCUGAGAACAAUGGACCCAACAACGUCCAGAGGGCUGUGGAAGUCCAUAGCCACUCAGUGGGAAAGGAACUGGUGGUGUUUGCAGGACGAGUGUCCCAGGAUGAGCCUUUGGGUGUCACACAGAGGAGUGACAGGAACGAUGGAUUCACUCGUGCGCUGCUGCAGUUUGCUCCUUGUUCCGAAGGGCUCUAUCCGAUUGUUGGUCAGUGCCAAGUCACCAGGGACCAAUUCUCCGUGGAACAGGAUGAGUGCCCAGAAGAGAAUCUCAUCCCAGGCCUGCCACAGCUCCAGGGAAGGGUAUGUUUGAAUUGUGGGCGUGUUAGAGGUCACUUACGAAGAGAAGAGAGAAAAAAAACAUACACAAAAAACCAACCAAGGGCUGUGCUAUCUCAGUUUUCCCUUCUGGAAACACCUUCCUUUCCUCGUGUUAGAUUUACUUGUUCAUUUUAGGUCAAUGUUUAAAUGUACAACACUUUGAACAUGUGAUUUGGUUACAAAAAGUAUUUGUGUGACUGAAGAGGUCGCUCAGCGGUUGGCGCGUGCUCGGCAGCGGCUCUGAGGGCGGAGGGGUUGGAUCAGCCCCAAAAGAGCCAAGGACAGGCUGCAGGGUGUCCUGGCAGGGAGCACAGCCUGAGCCACAUCUGUGUUUAACCAGGGGCCUGAACAUUCACUUCUGGCAUUUUUAGCAGUUGAGACUCACAGCAGAGCUUCUCUCUGGCCCCUGCGUUCCCGGAGCACUGGCAUCCUGUCUGGGCCCUUCGGGUGACAGAGAGGAUCCUGAGCUGUCAGUCUGUGUAAAUCCAGCAUCCCUGGGGGGUCCUGGGGGGUCCCAGAGCACCCAUUUGUGGGCACAGGUGAGAGCUGGGGGAGAUGGAGCUGCCAACCCCCACCGUGUCCCCUCGGCUUUACCCUGAGUGUGCCCAGAGCACAGAAUCCACAGAGCCAACACUUAGUGCACAGUUUGAGCUGAACAUCUCCUCUGGAGUAAAGGAGUGACUGGUGCUUUGUGCUUAAUUAACAGUCGUUUUGUUGUUAAUUGCCUCCUCACUGCCUGAUCUUGCAGAAAGCCAAACACUUUUCUGUUAUUUUAACACAAAUCUAGUUCAAGAAAUAACUCCAGGCUGGCUGUUCUGAAGUGGAUGUCCACUCUCUGAUCAGUGAUUAUGAUUAUUUCUCAUCACUGGCAGGGUGGUUGCUUCCCCUGUAGUUUGGAGAUAAAACAAGGCAUGAGCAGUUAAACGUAACUUUGCAGGUUUUUACUGGAAGCAGCUGUGUCAAUGGACAGUCCCCUCACUGACAUAAGCUGUACUUUAUUUUUUAAGCUUUCCAUUGAUACUUUGAUUUAGAAUCUAAUUUCUAACAGGAAAAUAUGUCUGAAUGGAUUUUUAUUCCUGUUUUCUUGUGCCUCUGCUCGGCAAACUGUUGUGUUCCUUUUCCAGGGCCAUUGUGGGAGAGCAGAGGGAGCACAGACCUGGAUCUGAGGGAGGGGAGCAGGAGAGAGGAGA